Molecule: messenger RNA, 552 nt
Organism: Heterobasidion irregulare TC 32-1
Lineage: Eukaryota; Fungi; Basidiomycota; Agaricomycetes; Russulales; Bondarzewiaceae
Exons: 2
Source: RefSeq, a predicted model, not a curated record
CGAUCUGCUUCGUACCCUCCGCUGGCAUUCUCUCAAACCCUUGUGCCUCAGCUGCCCCCCGCGCAUAGCGAGCUGUUGUUUACUACUCUUGAUGUCAUCUCUUCCUUGGCAGCUCAUAGUGAGGCCAACGGGAUCUCGGGCAGCAAGUUGACCAAGUUCAUGGGGCUCUGGCUGCUUACAGGUCGCCGUUCUGCGGAAGCUGACGAUUGGAAGACAUUCUAUGAUCGUUGGGAGCGUGCUGGGCGUAUUUUGGAACAUCUUUUCCUUUCUCGAAUCAGAGAUGAAGCAGUCUCGAACAAGAUGCCCAAGCGCCUCACAGAAUUAACUGACAGUUAUCCUUACGGACAAGGCUCGAGCUCUUCAGACGAUGAUCUCCUACCGCGUCCCCGUUUCUCGACACGUCGCUAUGACGCACUUUAUGUUCGUUUAGAGACAGAGUACACGGGGGUUACAAAGCCCAAGUCGCACCCCCUGCGCCUCAUUGCGGAGGCAUUGAAGUCCAAAGGUCCAGAAGAAGGCGACCAGACUUUAGUCUGGGAUGCCAUCCGAAAG